UUGUUUUUUACUUUUACAAAUUGUGAUUUUUUUUUCAGAAACCUCUCAAGUACUGCAGAGACUCCCCAUAUUGCCAUUGGAGUAUAUUGUACUAUUUUUGGCAUUCUAGCUAUUCCUCUUUAUGGUUUAUGCCUAUCUGCGUUAGUACAACGUGACCUUCGUGCAAUGGUCGCUUAUAAAAUAAUGAUUUUCUUGAGUAUCUGCGACAUCAUCAUGCUUUGCUAUAACUCAUUAAUUCUCGGAUUUUUCUUCAUAAAAGGAGUUGUUUACUGCACAUACCCCAUGAUGAUUUAUGUGAUCGGGUGUAUUUCAGACGCGUGUUGGAAUGGAGCGUGUAUUGGAUGUUUCUUCCUGGUUUUCACGCGUUUCGUCGACCUUUGGAGUCAGAAAUUACAUGAUUUUCUUUUUGGUGGAGCUCGUGCUUAUGUGCUGAUCUUCAUCUGCAUUUGCUAUGGGCUAAUAUUCUUUUUAUUUCCUAGUCCAGGCUUGUUUAAUGCAAAGUACUACGGUUUGAUAUUUGAUCCUAUGAUUUCUGAUGGAGAGACAGUUUUUUCGACCGACUUAUCUGGCCUUACUGCAGCCAAUAACCUUUUGACAGUCAGCUUCACAUUUGCUCUUUAUAUUGGGUUUUUUCUGUCAUUUCUCUACAAAUAUAACCUUACAUUUGGUUAUCGAUUAUCUGCCCAUGAGAAACAGAUGUUCAUCCAGAGUAAUGCUAUUUCUGGAAUAAAUCUAACUCUGGCUCUUAUAUAUGUCUACAUGCUAUACUUCCCAGUUCCAAUCACGAUGACAAAAUCUACAAUAUUCCUCUGGCAUUUCUCCACUGGAGGAGCAAUUGUGGUCUACCUCGGCAUUAACAAAACAGUGCGAGGAAAAGUUCUUGAAAUUCUUUCCAGAGAGAAGAUAACAAAAAUUAUAACAGUGGCUUAAUU
This is a messenger RNA of Strongylus vulgaris, 932 nucleotides long. The record is from the annotation of a GenBank genome assembly. Lineage: Eukaryota; Metazoa; Nematoda; Chromadorea; Rhabditida; Strongylidae.